Molecule: messenger RNA, 1422 nt
Organism: Neohortaea acidophila
Lineage: Eukaryota; Fungi; Ascomycota; Dothideomycetes; Mycosphaerellales; Teratosphaeriaceae
Exons: 1
Coding region: 189-1208 (339 amino acids)
Source: RefSeq, a predicted model, not a curated record
UCUUUCACUCCCGUUUGAUCUUCACCCUUACAUACCUAGGGAAGGUGCAGAUGGCCGUAGCGUCGGAUACCUGCAUUUCGAACGUGUCACUUCUCUGCUUCCCUGUUUGUCUCAUGUCAUAAAAGACAUUCCCCCCGCCCGCUCUCUCUCACUGGGAAACCUCGCACCUCUCGUUCAUCUCAGACACCAUGCCAGGCCAAUACCGGAGCCCCGCCAACCUCAGAUGGCUCGAGAACCGCCGCGACAACCAUCGCCGGCCAAGCUCCUUACGCCCCCUCCGACCCAGCCCCCCACCGAUGCCGCCCCGCCAACCCGUCGCCCGCGACCGCCUAGCCUGGAUCACCGACACGCUGGAAACCAGCAACCUCUCCGGCGAACACCGCGGGUACAUCACCGAAUACCUGCGGCGACUGGAGGACACGGCGCACACUUCUGAGGGCCUGGAGAUUCAGCUUCGCGCUUCGGCGCAGCGGCUUGAGGAGGCUGACGCCAUCGUCUCGCGGGGUCGCGAUCGCCUUAGGGCCAAGGAUGAUGCGGUUGCGGGUUUGCAAGUUAGGAUUGAGAGGAAGGCGGCGGACCUUGUUACUGUUGAGGGAGAGCGGGAUGCUCUCAAGGCCAAGAUUGACGAGAUGGCUGAUCUUCCUGCCAAACUUGAGACGGCGAAAAAGGGCUUUCUGGGCAUUGAACGGCAGCUUCGCGAGUUCAAGUCUGCGGCUGAGGAAGAGAGUCUCGUCAUGCGCGGGCUGAUGCAGUGCGGCACGAAGAGGAUGCAAGAACAGCGAGAGGAGAUCGAGGCGCUCACCGAGCAGAAUGAAGCGCUUGCGGCUACGCUGGAUGAGAAGCACAGCAGCGUCACGGAUCUCAACGACAAGCUCGUUAGAUUCUCUAUGGCCUCGACUGAGGAGCAGGUGGCGAUCGCAAUGGAAGCACAAGCUCAGCGCACCCUGCCUCUGGUUGAGGGAUUGAAAGAAGAGAUCGCCAUACGCGAUACUGCGCUCAAGGCCGCGGAGAUGGAGAAGAAUCGGCUUUUCGCAGCGAACCAGUCUUACAAGGUGGAGAUUGAGCGUUUGAAGUCUGGGGCGAGGACUUCAGGGCUGGCGGUCGGUGCCGCUGUGAGGCGUGAUUCUGGAGCACAGGUGAGUGGCUCAUGUGUGAGACUGAUGACGAGCAGGAAGAAGCUUACAAUGUCUCGAUGUGCUGCUCGAUAGCUCUGAGGAGGUUUCUUUUUUUUCACUGUGGACUGGAAAGUGUUACGGAUUGGUCAUCGGCGGUGUCCUGGUUCAGAGGGGUGGGAGUCUUUGUAUUUGUUGGAUAGAACUAGUCCUGCUUGUGCGACUUUUCUCUCUGUCACGUGUCUCGUCCAAGUGAAGUGAUGUUACGACCGCUCUGCAGUGAGCACUCCACGUCGUUCUACCCGUGAGA